This is a messenger RNA of Sphaeramia orbicularis (orbiculate cardinalfish), 4876 nucleotides long. It is a transcript of the gene arid4a, whose product is annotated as AT-rich interactive domain 4A. NCBI's taxonomy places the organism in Eukaryota, Metazoa, Chordata, Actinopteri, Kurtiformes, Apogonidae. Gene Ontology annotation, molecular function: transcription cis-regulatory region binding. Gene Ontology annotation, biological process: regulation of transcription by RNA polymerase II. Gene Ontology annotation, cellular component: nucleus. The record is from RefSeq and is a predicted model, not a curated record. Bases 148 to 4161 code for a protein of 1337 amino acids. The transcript is spliced from 26 exons.
UCAGGUGUCUGGAAACACAGCUCGAGCUCAACAGCUUGUUGUUCGUGAAUCUGCGACCUGAGAGAAGAGGGAAGAAACAGCAGCGGCUUCAGUCGGAGAAUUGAUCCACAAUCUUUUCGCGCUGGACUCCCUCGAAUAACCGCAGAGAUGAAGGCAGCUGAUGAGCCUGCCUAUCUGACGGUGGGGACGGACGUCAGCGCCAAAUACAGAGGAGCCUUCUGCGAGGCCAAGAUCAAGACGGUCAAACGCAUGGUCAAGGUCAAGGUGACUCUGAAAGGUGAGAGUACAUCUCAGGUGGUUCAGGACGACCAGGUCAAAGGUCAUCUGAGGGUGGGCUCCACAGUGGAGGUCCGUACAGGUGAAGGUGUGUCCAGUGAAGCAGUCAUCAGUAAACUGACCGAUGCCAGCCUCUACACCGUGGUGUUCGAUGAUGGUGAUGAGAAAACUCUGCGUCGAACGUCCCUGUGUCUGAAAGGAGAGAGACACUUUGCAGAGAGUGAGACUCUGGACCAGCUGCCGCUCACAAACCCAGAACAUUUUGGAACCCCGGUGAUCGGAAAGAAGUCCAACCGAGGAGGACGGAGGUCAUCUCAGGCCGUGGCCGAUGAAGAGAACGAGUCCUCAUCCAGUGAGGAUGAGGAGGAGGACAGACGACGGCUGAACGACGAGCUGCUGGGAAAAGUCUGCAGCAUCGAGAACCAAGAGCAGUCCAGUAGCAGCAGCUACAUGGCCCUGGUGGUGUCUCCGAGCUGUAACGAUGAGCUGGCCGUGAAGAAGGACCAGUGUCUGGUCCGGUCCUUUGGAGAUGGAAAGUUUUACACUGUGGCCCGGAGACACGUCCAUGCCGUCAACUAUGUCAGCAUCUCCAAGUCUGAGUUCUCCAACAGAAAAGGGUUUGAAGGAGCUCAGGUUUUCCUCCGGACCAGGGACGUUCCUGAUCUGUGGAAGAUGGACAUGAGUCAGAUCCUAGACUCGUCCUCCAGCGACGAGGAGGACGACGAAGAUGACAAGGACAGUGAGGAGGAGGAGGAUGAGGAAGAGGAGGAGGAGGAGGAGGAGGAUGACACCAGGAAGAAGAAGAAACACAUCAAGGAGGAGCCGGAGGAGGAGUUGGAUCCAGCGGAGCGGGACCUUUUCCUGCAGCAGCUCUAUAAGUUCAUGGAGGACAGAGGGACCCCUAUCAACAAACCUCCUGUCCUGGGUUACAAAGACCUGAACCUCUUCAAGCUCUUCAGGCUGGUUUAUCACCAGGGAGGCUGCCACAAGAUUGAGUCUGGGACUGUGUGGAAGCAGAUCUACAUGGACCUGGGUAUCCCCGUCCUGAACUCUGCUGCAUCCUACAACGUCAAGACGGCCUACAGGAAGUACCUGUAUGGCUUCGAGGAGUACUGCCGCUCUGCCUCCAUCACCUUCAGAACCAUUCAUCACAACAAUCCCCGGCCACCAGCCAAUCAUACGACACUGGGGAUAGAUGACAAGGAAGCGGCCACACCCAUAGUGAAGGUGGAGCCUUCUGAUGUCAAGAGGGAGGAGGCGGAGUCAGAGAGUGAGAGUGAGAAGGAGGAGGUGAAGGAACGGCAGUCGUCACCAAGAGGGAGGAGGAGGGGCGGAGUCGGUCCGCUGAAGAUGGACAGAGAGUCUCUGUCCAGAGCAGACAAGAGAGGAGACAGGGGCGGAGACAUCGAGGAGCCAAGGGACAUCAGGAGACGCAGUAACCGGCGAAUGGACGACUCCGAACGAGGGUCUGAGGAAGAUGAGGAUGACGAUGAAGACGAGGAGGAGGACGAGGGCGACAGGAGGAGAGGGGACAGGAGCGAGGAGGACGGGGAGGAGGAGGAGGACGGGGACUCGGUGACCGGGACAAAGGUCAGGGUCAAAUAUGGGCGAGGAAAGACUCAGAAGAUCUAUGAGGCCCACAUCAAGAAGACUGACGUGGACAACGGAGAACAGUUCUACCUGGUGCACUACUACGGCUGGAAUGUCAGGUAUGACGAGUGGGUGAAGGCCGACCGGAUCAUCUGGCCUGUGGACAAAGGGUCCAAGAAGAGGACCAGGAAGAAGGCGAAGUUGAGCAAAGACAAAGAUGAUCUGGAAAAGGACGAGGACAAGGCGGGUCUGGGUUCAGCCUUGGCACCACUCAAGCCUCCAGGAGCCAGGAGGGGACGUCCUCAGAUUAGGACCCCGCCCACCGGCUCCAACGCACGCAAUGUCUCCAAGACGCCCAGCACCGAGGGGCGGAGCAACGGGAAGAUGGGCCGGUCUGAGAUGAUGUCCAACAUGGCCAACGGAGACAACACUCCUCGUAGGAGAACCAGGAGAACGUCUGGGAUGUAUGACUCGGACAGAGCCUCUAAUGAGGACUCUGGGAACUCAUCAGAGGACAGCGAGUCUGAAGACCCACCUGACAGGAAGCAGGCCCCCUGGAGAGGGAGGGCAGAGGCCCCGCCCCCUGAGGAAAAGGAAGGGGAGGAGGAACAGGAGGAGGAGCUGAAGGAGGAGGAGAAACCCAAAGACACGCCUCCACCUGUCAACGCCAUCUCCAUGGUAACAACAGGACAACCUCCUGCUGCCACUGCACCGUCGUGUCCCAGCAUGCCUCAGGAGAAAGCUGACCGAGUUCUGAGCCAAUCAGAAAAUACGGAGGCAGAGCAGGGGGAGGAGCCUGCAGGGGAGGCGGUGGUUCCUGUUCAGGAGGUCAACCAGACUCCGCCUCCAGCUCCACCCCCACCAUCAUCCCCUCCUCCUUCCACUGUAUCUGAGGACUCUGCCCCCUCCACCCCCCUGUCUUCCUCCAGAAUUAAAGGUCGGCGGUCCAACUUGAGGGAGGCAGGCUCAGAGACUCCUCCCAGAAUGCCAUCCUCCCUGUGCUCCGCCUCCAGCCCGGCGAACACCCCGCCCCGUGGCGUCUUGAAGCGCCAAGAUGAGCCCAUGGUGGUACUGCACUGCCUGCCCACACCCCGCCUCCUCCCACCGACCCCUAAUCCUGCCUCUGACACUGACUCUGCCUCUGAAGAUGAGGAAGGGGCUGAGUCAGAUGGCAGCAUGCCGCUUAAACGGAAGGCGACAGAGGUGGAGUUACGAGAUGAGAAGAAGCUGCGCCCUGAUGAUCCUCAGUCCCCCAAGGCCACGCCCACUCCAUCCCCCAAAACCACUCCGACUCUGUCCCCUAAAGCCAUACCUACACAGCCCAGGAGGGAGGAGUCAGAGAGGAGUGACAUUGCAGUGAAGAUGGAGGAGGAGCAUUUGGUAAGUUCAGAGGCUCCUCCCCCUGCUCCUCAUGGUCCUGCCCCCUCAGACGAUCUAGUCCCGCCCAUUGGGCCCGAGGCGCUGGUCUGCCACGAGGUCGAUCUGGACGACCUUGAUGACCGCGAAAAGCCUGCCCCUGUUCCCGCCCCCUCACAGUCUGAGGCCCUUCUCCUGAUGAUGCGGGAGCAGCAGCAGGCUCCGCCCCCUCCACCCCACAUGCUACUCCCCCCUCAGCCUCCAGUGAGGCCAUUCCUCCAAAAUUCCGCCCCCACCUGUCCUGAGGAGCUCCACCCCCCCAGAGGCUCCACCCAGGAGGAGGAGCAAAGAGGAGCAACAGGAGGUGAGCAGGAAGGAGACUCUAGCCCCGCCUCCUCCUCCACCUCCGCCUCUCACCUGAGUCAUGACAGAGGUCAGAAGCGGCUGAUGGAGUGCAACCAGAGUCCGUCUGCCAAGAAACCAAAACGCAGCCAGAAGAGGCCCAGCACGCCGGCUAAGGCGGAGAAGAACGGAGGGGGUCACAGUAGUGAUAGUGAGGAUCAGUCCCGGCUUACAUCUUUGAAGUCCCAGAAGUCUCGGUGUUCAGGUCUGACAUCUCCGCCCACAAACAAGGAUAAACAAAGCUGCCCCUCCCCCCAGAGGACAUACAAGUGGACCUUCCAGCUAGAUGAGUUGGACAAUAUGUCGAGUGCUGAGCGGAUCUCGUUCCUUCAGGAUAAACUUCAGCAGAUCAGGAAAUAUUACUUGAGUCUGAAGUCUGAGGUGGCGUCCAUCGACCGACGGCGCAAGAGACUAAAGAAGAAGGAGAGAGAAGUGUCCCACGCGGCAUCCACGUCGUCCUCCGGCUCGUCUGACACCGGCAUGAGCCCAUCUUCAGCCUCGCCCACUCAGAACACCGUGGCCGUGGAGUGCAGGUGAUGACACGCCUACCAGGCCCCGCCCACCCCACACCUGGUCAUUUCAAGCUCCGCCCACUCACCUGGGAACACUGUCACUCCUCAGAUGUAUAGACUGACUUCCUGUUGGGCGCUGUGUGUUCGCCGCCAUGGAAACCACCUCCAGGGGUCAGAGGUCACCGCAAAGGUCAAACGCUCCUUAUGCAACAAUUCUUGGUAUUUUUUUUUUUUAAUGUAUAAAUUUAAAACUAAACAUGGAAUUAAUAAGAGGCGGAGACUUCCUGCUGUGACUGUUUUUGGUCUUUUUUUUAUAGAAAUCAGUUUUUAUUUUAUUACAAACUAAUAAAAUCCUAAAAGUGUUUUAGAACGUCGCAGCAGGACGACAGCGCUUUAGUUGAAAGGAUCCAGAUCAGCUGACUGUAGUGGUGACCUUUGACCCCUCCUCCCAUGUUUCUGUUGUUUUUCUGCUCGUUUCUUCUUCAUUGGUGGUUUCCGUGGCGACGGUGUCUGUGUUUGUACAUAAACUGAAUAAAAGAAUCCACCACCAUGUAUUUGACCUUUUACACACUGUAAAGAAUGAUUUAAAGUAUUUUUGAAAGCAGACUGUUUGUACUGUUUAUCCACGGGUUCUGCUUCUUUUCUAUGUCUGUAAAUAUGACGGAACCGGGCCACAACUGAACCGGGCUGCGCUGACACCGUGUCAAACAGAGCUGUUUCUAAUAAAGGUUUUAAAUACA